Molecule: messenger RNA, 453 nt
Organism: Seminavis robusta
Lineage: Eukaryota; Bacillariophyta; Bacillariophyceae; Naviculales; Naviculaceae
Source: the annotation of a GenBank genome assembly
AUGACGACCCCAUCGGCUUUUUCCUCUUGUCGAAUCUCGUUGGCACUGGUGCUGCUACUGACUUGUCAAAGCUCUGCUUGGGUGCUACCAAGCCAUAAUAUUUCACCAUCACGAACCUCGACUCGGCUGUCUGCCACGACGGACAGCGAUCUGGCGCGAUUGCGAUUGGAAAUGCAUUGGACGAUGGCCGAAAGUGCUCAAGAUUGUUUGGUGGAUGACCCCAAGACGUGUGGCAGUGCCGAAUGCACAUCCUGUCGUGGUGCCGGGACACACUCGUGUCGCUUUUGUCGUGGCACCAAACAAGUUUACAUGGGUGGAAACUUUUUGGCGUGUCCAAUUUGCGAUAGUCAUGGAUUGGAAGACUGCCAUGACUGUCAAGGAACCGGGUGGGUCGCUGAAUGGACGCAAAUAAAUGGUGAUCCAGAAAAAGAUACCAAGGAAGUGAAACCUUAA